AUGACCCUGAUAGCAUCAUUAAAUCGAGCGAUGGAGUUUUUGGAUAAUUUCAACGAAGAGCAAGACGGGCUUGAGGUAUCACUACGUUUAGAGGAUCUCAACGAGCUUCGACGACAAUUGGAAGAGGUACAAUGCACGCUAGAAGAGAUGGAAAUGAGCGAAGAAGACAUUCAGAAGUUCCAUUAUCUUAGAGCAGCAGUGAAGGGUGAAGCAGCUCAAUUAAUCAAAUCCGUUGAUAUCAGUGCCGCUGAUUAUGCCAGUACGUGGGACACCUUAGUAAAUCGCUACUCAAACGAAUAUCUAAUGAAGAAGAGACGUCUACAAGCAUUGUUUGAUAUACCCCGCAUGGAACGGGAAACCGCAGCAGAUCUUCACGCGAUUGUAGACGUUUUCGAGAGGCAUGUCAAAGGAUUGAACCAAAUGGGAGAACCGACUGAGGCAUGGAGCACAAUUUUGGAGCAUUUAUUAUGCACGCGGCUCCACGAUGACACUCUUAAAGCUUGGGAAGAUCAUGCGUCAACAAUUAACCAACCGACAUACAAAAAUCUCGUCGAUUUCCUGCACAGAAGAAAUCGUGUUCUAGAGUCCAUCUCAGUAAAUCAUCAACAGACACCACCAACCUCACUUGUAUGCUCUCAGGUGUCAACGUCAAAACCUGUAGGUCAAGGAAAUCGGCCCAAUUCCACUCACAGUAGCUCAAUGCUUAAAUGCCAUGCUUGCGAUCAACGACAUCCUCUUUUGAAAUGUUUCAAAUUCGGUAAAAUGUCAAUUGACGAGCGAUUAAACGUCAUUAACUCAAAACGAUUGUGCUUGAACUGCUUCCGUAGCACUCAUUAUGCCAGAGACUGUCCUUCGCCAGACAAUUGUCGCGUCUGUGGAAGGCGUCACCAUACCAUGAUUCAUCCGGCUUAUGAUGAAAACUACUACCGAGUUGCCCAAGACCCAAGGUCAUAUAGGUCGGAACAGGCGAAUCAGGCCUAUGUACAUGCUACUCAAUGUGAACAAGACACUGAGGAUCCGGUUUUAACUGCUGCUACUACUACCAACCAAAUCGAUAAAAUAUGUUGCUAUCCAGUAAAGAAACGUGCGACGAAUAUAGUUUUACCCACUGCGAUAGUAAUAAUCGUUGAUUGUUAUGGAAAAGAGCAUUUCGCGCGGGCGAUUCUCGACUCCGCGUCGCAAGCCAAUUUGAUAACUGAAAAUAUGGCUCAACUUUUACGACUUCGGCGCACUAAAACAAACAUGAUUGUGAGCGGGGUUGGGAAUAAUACCAAGCUGGUAACAGAGUCUGUCACUACAGAAAUCCGUUCCAGAAAGAAACACUUCGUAACCAACAUAAAUUUUAUUGUCAUGGAGAAAAUUAUUCCGAAGUUACCCGGUCAAAGCUUUUCCAUUGACCACUGGAAAAUUCCGAAGGAUUUAUUCCUAGCUGAUCCCGAAUUCAACAGAAGCAGCACAAUCGAUCUACUGAUAAGUAAUGAACAUUUCUUCACGUUUUUCACGUCCGCUGCCAGAUUACAACUUUCCGAGUCGUUGCCACCUUUGGUCGAUAGCGUUUUCGGAUGGGUCGUGUCGGGUCCCGUGAAUGCCAGUGAGGUUCCAAGUAAAGUGCUUUCGUGCAACGUACUCGCCACGUCAGUGGAAUCGCUCGAGGAAAAGCUGGAAAGAUUCUGGAAGAUGGAAGAAUUGUUAGUUAGAUCCGAUUAUUCGCCACAGGAGAAGGAAUGCGAAAAAUUCUACUCUCGAACAGUCUCUCGAAUGCCGAACGGACGGUAUAUAGUUCGACUGCCACGACAUUCUAAUUUCAACAUGAUGCUAGGUAGUUCGAAAGAAACGGCCAAAAAACGGUUUGAAUUGCUUGAGCGAAGGUUGGCUAAGAAUUCAAAAUUGAAGCAAGAUUAUCAUCAAUUCAUGGAGGAGUAUCUUGCUCUCGGGCACAUGCGUAUCAUUGAAGACGAGGAACUCGAGCCACCGAGUUUAUGUUAUCUGCCACAUCACCCCGUCAUCAAGGCAUCAAGCACUACCACUAAAGUAAGGGUGGUAUUUGAUGCAUCGGCAAAAACUACGUCUGGGCUCUCACUCAAUGAGGCAUUACUCGUAGGUCCCGUAGUACAAGAUCCUUUGAUUGCUAUUAUACUGCGAUUUCGAACGUAUCCCGUGGCUUUAGUAGCUGAUAUCGAAAAAAUGUACCGCCAAGUUUUGCUGCAUUCUGAAGACACCGCAUUACAACGUAUUUUUUGGAGGUUUCAAGCGAACCAGCCGAUUAAAACAUGUGAAUUGCUAACCGUAACGUACGGAAUGGCACCCUCUUCCUUCUUGGCCACGCGGACACUUCAGCAACUUACUAAGGAUGAGGGACUUGCUUACCCGCUCGGGUCCAACGCUUUGCAAAAGGGUUUUUACGUCGACGACUUCAUCGGAGGAGCGGCGACGACUGCAGAAGCAAUAAGUGUGCGGGACGAACUCAUUGAACUUCUCGCAAAAGGAGGGUGCUGUUUACGAAAAUGGGUAUCAAACGACCAACGAGUGCUGAAUGGUCUAACUUCAAGCCAAGUAGCUGCACCUAUUGAACACCGAUUUGAUAGGGACGGAACGGUUAAAACUCUAGGCGUAUGUUGGGAGCCACAAAGAGACACUCUUCGUUUCGACUCUGAAGUACAGCAGAAAUCUGUUCAUCCAACAAAGCGAUCAAUUCUCUCCGCCAUAUCCCAAUUGUUUGACCCCUUAGGACUAGUUUCACCGGUGAUAAUUCGCGCUAAAAUAUUAAUGCAACAGCUUUGGUCGCUAUCUGGUGGCUGGGAUGACAAAGUUCCAAAUCCGGUAAAAGAUAAAUGGCAAAAUUAUAUGCUACAGUUACGAAAGCUUUCCGAAUUCCGCAUAGCUCGCUAUGCUUUAUUACCAAAUUCAAAAUUGCAAUUGCAUACCUUCGCAGAUGCUUCGGAAAAGGCUUACGGUUGUUGCGUCUAUGCACGAUCAAUCGAUGAACAAGGCAAUAUUCGAGUUCAAUUGUUAACAUCCAAAUCACGCGUGGCGCCUUUAAAGCGUGUAACACUCCCCCGCCUGGAACUGUGUGCAGCAGAUCUAGCUGCUAAGCUACAUAACUGUGUAGUCCACGCUCUUAGCUUGAAUGUGACAUCAUCUGACUUUUGGUCGGACUCAAUGGUAACACUACAAUGGCUAAAAUCCGAACCUAGCACAUGGAAAACCUUUGUCGCCAACCGAGUAUCAGAAAUUCAAUCUCUUACGCAGGGUUCCUCAUGGCAUCAUGUGGCAGGCAAACAGAACCCAGCUGACUUAGUAUCGAGAGGAGUUGAAGUUGAUGAUUUUCUAUCAAAUAAGUUAUGGACCAAUGGACCUGAUUGGCUCGUGUUACCCGAGAACCAGUGGCCGGUUUCAGUCAUCCCCGAAUAUCCAGAAGCAGGAAAUGAACGCCGAAGAGAGCAAGUGGUGGCGUUGCAUAUUGCCUUCGGUUCAUCCAAAACGUACGAGUUAAGACUAGAUCGCGAUCAGGUUCUGCGAUUAGAGAAUCACCUAGCCAACUGUUGA
Molecule: messenger RNA, 3546 nt
Organism: Malaya genurostris
Lineage: Eukaryota; Metazoa; Arthropoda; Insecta; Diptera; Culicidae
Exons: 3
Coding region: 1-3546 (1181 amino acids)
Molecular function (GO): zinc ion binding; nucleic acid binding
Source: RefSeq, a predicted model, not a curated record